GCAGGCGGAAGCAGGCAGGGUGCAGGCUAAUAAGUUCCCGGAAAGAAGAAAUUCAUGCGUUAUCUUUAUGGUGAACUAAAAAUCGUGGAAUAAAAAUGGCAAAUGUUGCUUCCGACAAUGUUCCUGUUGAUGAAAUUAACAAUCUUCUUACUUGUUCCUUGUGCUCAAAAUUGUUACAUGAUUCAAGAAGCUUGACUUGUCUUCAUAACUUCUGCCGAGGAUGUCUAUUAAAGUAUGUUGAACGCCUCAGUGGUGGUGAGGAGAACGUCGAGAUAUUUCCAUGUCCUACGUGUCGCUCAGAGUUUACGCUCAAAUCAACCCAAGAUAUCGCUGAGAUGCCAGACAAUUGUUUCAUCCAGAACAUGUUAGAAAUUAAAGAGAUCCAAGAAAAAGCAAAAGAGUCUGCUGCAUGUUCGCACUGCCAAGAUCCUGCCAUUAGUCACUGCGCAUCAUGUGAGAUUUUUAUGUGUGAGAAAUGUUCAGCGUCUCAUGGAAGAUGGUUGAAAAACCAUGAUGUACUAUCAGUAGAUGAACUGGGCAAUCCCGAAAGUCAAUUACGAAUAAGGAAGAAGGUUUAUUGCAGGAAACACCAAGACAAAAUUCUCGAGUAUUAUUGCGAAACUUGCAAGGAGCUUUGCUGUAUACACUGCUUGGUUUUAAAUCAUCAGAAACAAAACCAUUCAUGUGUAGCAGUAAGUGAAAUUACAAAUGAGCGAAAGGAAACAUUGCAAUCAAGCUGCACAACACUUGAUGAGAAAUUAUCUGAAGGAAAAGUAGCUUUGAGUAACAUCGACGAUGCGCUGAAGUCUCUUAACAAAAAUGCUAAAGCUACAAAAGAUCAAAUCAAAGUACAAAAGGAAAAUAUCUUAAAGAUUGUGACGGAGAAACUUGAUGAGAGAGCAAAGGAAAUGAACGAGGAAUUGGAUGAGGUUUAUGAUGAAUUACACAGUGAGCUGAGCAAACAACGUGAUGAAAUUACGGAUUUUGUUGAUAAAGUCCAAUCUUCAGUAGCCUUGCCAAAAAACCUCCUAAAGAGAGGAAGUAUUGAAGAAAUUCUCUCCUUACAAAAGAGGAUUGAUGAAAGUAUUGAGAAGUUGAAAAAUGCACAACCAGAGGAUCUGACCCCAGUAAAUGAUGGUGAUAUUCAGUAUUUACCUGAUGAUAUUGGAAACGUCAAUGUCGAUGGCAUUGUUGGGAAUUUGGGAUUGUUAAAACGAAUGUCCUCUAGUAUUUUGGAUCGAGAGAUUGCUCUGAUGAAACAAUUACAAAAAUGGUUAGGAGAGAAAUGUAAAUGGAAUCUUUGUUAUCGUGCUUCCAUAGACGGUUGGAGUAGCCAAGAUUUUCAUAGACAUUGUGACAAUAAAGGGCCGACAGUAGUAUUAGUGAAAGCUGAUGAUUAUAUCUUUGGUGGAUACACUGACCAAAACUGGGAUACAAGUUGUGCUUAUAAAUAUUCCAGUUCUUCGUUUAUUUUCUCACUCCGAAAUAAAGACAAACUUCCUCCAUUUAUUGCCAACAUCAGGCAAGGUAUGGAAAGGUAUGCAAUCUACUGCCAAUCUUCUUUUGGACCACGCUUUGGUGGAGGUCAAGAUUGGUACACUUGUGACAACCCUCACGUGAAUCCAUCAUGCGGCAAUUUCGGACACACAUAUCAGCCUCCUCCUGGUUAUGUCUCUGGCAAUACACAGACAACGAGCCUUCUUGCUGGUCAGUACAGUUUUUUAACAACAGAAAUUGAAGUGUUCAACUAAAUAUUUUUGAGCGUCUCUUCUUGUUCUUGACAACGAUACUAAGUAAUAUUACGCGUGGUUUGAUCAUCAUUGACCUUAAAUAUCAAGUAUCUUUACAUUCAAGUAUCUUGUAAGAAUCUUGGCCUAUAUGAGUAUAUAGACACAAUGUGUGACCAUGACAAUAAAAUCACGUAAUGGUGAAUGAUUAAUAUCAGGGGCCCAAAACGGGAUAGUGCGCUAUCCAGGGCCGUCGCUGGAAGCUUAAUUGGGGAGUGUCAAAUAUUUAUGUUCGUGCAACCGUAGAAACAAUAGCAAACAAAGGAAAUCAGUCGGGUUACUCGGGUAUAAGACAAAUAUACGAUUAUGCACUCCUCCAAUUGAGCUUCUCGCGACGGCCCAGCAAAUUUGGGGGGAAAUGGAUCCCUACGUACUCAAAAUGUAUUCGGAGAACUACAAUUAAGCAGUUUAACUGGUUUAACAUAAGGCAAAAGUAACCGAGAACGCCAGCAGUUGUUUGAAACGAACGCGUUCUGCUCAAAUACACUCGAGUAAUGUGGUAUAUGCACACAAAGAAUCAUAUCCGGUAAACUGUAACGGUUAGUUUCCACUCUGGAAAAUUCUCCUUUGGAUCGGACAGGACAGGAAAGUUUCCUUUGUAUAAACGCCGCCUGAGAA
This is a messenger RNA of Dendronephthya gigantea, 2405 nucleotides long. Its product is annotated as E3 ubiquitin-protein ligase TRIM33-like. The coding region runs from base 96 to 1751 and encodes 551 amino acids. NCBI's taxonomy places the organism in Eukaryota, Metazoa, Cnidaria, Anthozoa, Malacalcyonacea, Nephtheidae. Gene Ontology annotation, cellular component: chromatin; nucleoplasm. Gene Ontology annotation, biological process: positive regulation of DNA-templated transcription. Gene Ontology annotation, molecular function: ubiquitin-protein transferase activity; zinc ion binding. The record is from RefSeq and is a predicted model, not a curated record. The transcript has 4 exons.